CAAAUACCUGCGACUCCCCUUUAACAAUAUCAGGGCUUCCUAAGCUCUACUGUACUAAAAACUCCACAACUUCGACUUAUCUCCUGACUCCUCCUGUAUCAAGUCAUGGAUUCGUUCUUCACACUCGCUGCCUUUUCCUCGGCGCCUGUCUCUUCUGAAGAGACGCAAGCGCAAGUACCAGUUGACCAGGAGCACUACGGCAAUGCCAACUGCUACUGCGUCAUCGCAUGAUCAGCAUCACACCGCUCUUCUCUCGCAACCGCGUUAUCAUCACUGUACAUUACCACUCUCCUUGUACGGUUCAUCUAACCGGUCUUCGUUCGCAAAAUUCGCCACAUUCUGUCACAGUUGACGGACAUUAUGUAUUAUAUUAUCUAUCGUUUUGGUAGACAGUGGUACUUACAUCCGGUAUGCCAAGGCUGCUGGGGAUCACAACACUUGGUUCGCAUAUCUUCGACUCAGCUACACUUUCGUUACCUUUCUGUUGUACAUAUUCGAGCUCUUAUUUUUUUCUGUAACUCCCUCCAGAUAUUACAUGUAUACCGUGUGCAUCUUGAUACUUGGAGUAUGAUGUGAGCUGUAAAUAUAAGCGUGCAGGCAGUGAAUCACAAUAAAUAUAUUUCGACACCGAUACAUUUCUCGAGUUCAUUGAUACCAUUCAGCACUUACUGGUAGCAGCUGAGACAUCCAGCGCUGAAAAUAAAUUUACUUUCAAUGGCCAGACGUGAAUCCGAG
Molecule: messenger RNA, 735 nt
Organism: Suillus fuscotomentosus
Lineage: Eukaryota; Fungi; Basidiomycota; Agaricomycetes; Boletales; Suillaceae
Exons: 2
Coding region: 361-576 (71 amino acids)
Source: RefSeq, a predicted model, not a curated record